Messenger RNA from Rhinichthys klamathensis goyatoka, 993 nucleotides. RefSeq names its product phospholipase ABHD3-like. The record is from RefSeq and is a predicted model, not a curated record. The transcript is spliced from 7 exons. Gene Ontology annotation, biological process: phosphatidylcholine metabolic process; medium-chain fatty acid biosynthetic process; medium-chain fatty acid catabolic process. The coding region runs from base 17 to 940 and encodes 307 amino acids. Lineage: Eukaryota; Metazoa; Chordata; Actinopteri; Cypriniformes; Leuciscidae. Gene Ontology annotation, molecular function: acetylesterase activity; A2-type glycerophospholipase activity; monoacylglycerol lipase activity.
UGCUUCUUUCUGUUCUAUGUCCGGCAGUGAGCUCAUUAGAGCACCAGAUGGAGGCCAGAUCUCUCUGGAUUGGUUUGACAAUGAUGACAGCACAUCCCACCCGGACCAGUCCACGCGACCCACUGUGCUGCUGCUCCCGGGACUGACGGGCACAAGCCGCGAAUCCUACAUUCUACAUAUGGUACAGCAGAGCCGGGAUAUGGGAUACAGAUGUGUGGUGUUCAAUAACAGAGGUGUAUCGGGUGAAAAGUUAUUGACGCCUAGGACUUAUUGUGCAGCCAAUACAGAGGAUCUGGAGAUGGUCAUUGAGCAUGUCCAGCGGACCAUUGACAAAGCUCCGCUCAUGGCGGCUGGGGUUUCUAUGGGCGGGAUGAUGCUGGCGAACUACGUGGGUCGGAAAGGCUCUGAGGUGCGUCUGAAGGGUGUGGUGGUUUUUUCGGCAGGCUGGGAUGUGUUCGAGUGCACGGCUUCACUGGAGAAGCCCCUGGACCGCUUCCUCUUCAACUCCUACCUUACCAGCUGCCUGCAGGCAUCCGUGGACCGUCACAGAACCAUUCUUGAAAAAAAAUAUGAUAUAGACCAUGUGAUGAAGGCUAAAACAAUCCGAGAGUUCGAUGAACGUUUCACAUCCAUCAUGUUCGGUUAUCCAUCCAAUGAAGACUACUAUCGAGACGCUAGUCCUAUUCACAACAUCAAGUCUGUGCAGGUGCCGAUGCUGUGCCUCAACGCAGCUGACGACGUCUUUUCCCCCAAUCACGCCAUUCCAGUAGAUGCCGUGAAGCAGAACCCCAAUGUGGCGCUCCUCAUCACAUGUCACGGCGGCCAUAUUGGCUUCCUUGAGGGUCUGUGGCCACGGCAGAGCACUUACAUGGACCGAGUUUUUCAGCAGUUCACCAAGGCCGUGUUUGAGAACGGCAGCGGUCUAAAUGAUCUCCACUGACGCUCCCUUUCCAUUACCUCAGUCUAUAGCCAUUAGCAAAAAAGGAAGAAAAA